This is a messenger RNA of Ricinus communis (castor bean), 1892 nucleotides long. Its product is annotated as phenolic glucoside malonyltransferase 1. The transcript has a single exon. The record is from RefSeq and is a predicted model, not a curated record. The coding region runs from base 173 to 1600 and encodes 475 amino acids. NCBI's taxonomy places the organism in Eukaryota, Viridiplantae, Streptophyta, Magnoliopsida, Malpighiales, Euphorbiaceae.
GUCAUUCCAUGAACAAAUCAUUGAAAAGCUUGCAGCGACAGCCAGAUAAUUGUGAAAGUUGGUGAGGGACUACUAGCUAUAAAUAGAAUACUGGACUUCUUCUGCAAACAGGAAGCAAAAGAAAAUAUUGAUAUAGAAAUAAGUUCAAAAUAAAUUUCCCCAUUUUCUCAAUAUGGCAUCACCCGAUUCAGUCAAAAUAUUGGAGGUCUACAAGGUCGCUCCGGCAGCCAACAACCAUUCACAGGAAUCAGCCGCCGAAUUAUCUCUCCCUUUUACCUUUUACGAUUCAACAUGGCUCAAAUUCCCUCCAACUCAAAAUCUCUUCUUCUACAAAUUCACAGGCUCAACUUCUGAUAUUUUUCACUCUAUAAUCUUCCCUACACUCAAAGAAUCACUGGCGCAUACCCUCGUCCAUUUCUGCCCUCUCGCUGGUCACCUGACUUGGCCUCCAAACGAACCUAGACCCAUCAUUGUCUACUCCCAAAAUCAUGGUGUUCCACUCGCACUUGUGGAAUCUAAUGCCAAUCUUGAUGACUACAUCAGCAAUGACAUCCAUGAAGCUGCUGCGGCCCGGCCUUAUGUUCCUGCAUUGCAUAUAUCAGAGACAAUGGCAUGGACAAUGGCAUUGCAAGUAACUUUAUUUCCUGGAAAAGGAUUUUGUAUUGGCAUCACUACUCACCAUGCAGUUUUUGAUGGAAAAAGCGCUUAUAUCUUUCUCAGAGCAUGGGCUUACACGAGCAAACAAAUUGAGAAGGGAGAAUCUGUCUCUUUGUCGCCAGAAUUGAUCCCAUCAUUUGACAGGACGGUUGUCAAAGACCCUGGUGAGUUUGAAUCUAUGUACCUGAACCAUUGGUUAGCUGUAAAUGAACUAGAGUCACAAUCAAAUCCACGAAGCUUGAAAGUGUCAAACUUUUUCGGGACAAUACCGAAUGACUUUGUUCGAUCCUCGUUUUAUCUUAGUCCUGAAAGCAUUAAGAAAAUCAAAGAAAGAGUAAUUACUUAUCUCCAACAUCAACAGAAAAAUUCAGGGCUAAUUGAGCCCGCAAAACGUCUUCAUAUCUCUACAUUUGUGCUUACAUGUGCUUAUGCAUUAGUCUGUAUGGUGAAAUCGAAGAGGGUAAGUAAUAAGAAAGUUGCAUUUGUUUUUGGAGUGGAUUGCAGAAGUCGCUUGAACAUAAGCCCUCUAAUUCCAGAAAAUUAUUUUGGGAAUGCUAUUAUUCUCCAUGACAUGGUUGUAGAAGCAGGAGAUUUUUAUGAUGAAAAUGGAGUAGCGAGCAUCGCAAAGAAGCUUGGUGACUAUAUAAGCGGAUUGGAGAAGGGACUUCUGGAAGGAGCAAAAGAGAGGCUAGAAAGGUUAAGCUAUGUAGGAGAUGAAACGCUAAAAUUUGGAAUAGCUGGAGCGACUAGACUUGCUUUCUACAAUAUGGAGUUUGGUUGGGGAAAGCCUGUGAAGGUGGAGAUACCUUCCAUAAAUGUCAAUGCUCUUUCAGUGAUGGAAGGUAGAGAUGGAAAUGGGGUUGAGAUUGGAUUGGGUUUGAUGAAGCAUGAAAUGGAAGCUUUUGCUUCACUGUUUGCCCAAGGCCUCAACGUUAUGCAGUAGUGUUUUUGCAUUCCCAAUCCAUAUGGUUUUUGGAUGGAAUAGGCUACCAAUAAUUUCUCGAGUGUGCGUAAUUGCUUGCUGCUCUGCUUUUUCUUUUUUGUCUUCUUCUUUUUCUGAUUCUUCUACUUCUUAUUUUCUUUCUUGCACUUGGAAGUGUAUGAAGCUCUUAUCUAAUGAAAUUGAAAAUAAAAUUUUAGAUCAAGAGUGUUUCCUUUUGAUUCGUGGGGUCACUUUUAAUGUUUUUGGAGGAUAAAUCACUAUAGUACAAACUGAAGUUUAAUCUGGUUCACAA